This is a messenger RNA of Vidua macroura (Pin-tailed whydah), 3923 nucleotides long. RefSeq lists its product as uncharacterized. Gene Ontology annotation, molecular function: RNA-directed DNA polymerase activity; protein kinase activity; RNA stem-loop binding. Gene Ontology annotation, biological process: RNA-templated DNA biosynthetic process; protein phosphorylation. The record is from RefSeq and is a predicted model, not a curated record. NCBI's taxonomy places the organism in Eukaryota, Metazoa, Chordata, Aves, Passeriformes, Viduidae.
AUGGCGGCGGCCUCGUGGCCGAUUGCCCUGAGACACAAAAUGGCGCCUCCUCCUCCUCAACCCCUCCGGUUCCCGCCACUUUACCAUCUCCGCCCCCUUCGUCGGUUGCCGCCCCUGCGUCGGGUCCCGCCCCCCAUCAUGCGUCGAUCUCGGGUCUCUCAUAACCAGGACCCACCGGCAAGGGAGAGGCUUCGAGCCCUAGCCUGUCCUGCCUCAUCCUCGGAAGAGGAUGAGGACAGUGACGACCCCCGGCCAACAACCAAGCCAGGGGAGGGCUGGGCCCGGAUAAGGGCCAAGGCCAUUAGGGAUGGGGACCUAGAUCUCGCCAGGGAUCUAGGCCCAAUCGCGGCACCGGAGGUGCUGGGAGAUGGCGCCGAGGGCCUGGAGGCGCUGGCAGGGGAAGGGGAAUUUAGUAAACCAGAAGAUCAGAUCCUCCUUCCCGACAAUCUGCUAACUGACAUCCGAGAUGCUGGGAAGGAGGCCCUACUAAAAAUACCUGAUGGAACCACCCCUCUCCAGAACUUCACAUCCAUCCUCCAGGGCCCUGAUGAGACUUUUAUGAAGUAUAUUGACAGGUUAAAGGAGGCUAUAGACCGGCAGAUUGAGAACGUCGAGGCUCGAGAAGAACUGCUGCGUAAGAUGGCCUUGACCAACGCCAACCCGGAGACAAAGAAGAUCCUGCGAGCUCUCCCCCAGGAUCCGGAGCCGACCAUCGCCAAGAUGGUCGAGGCGUGCACAAAAGCGGCAUCGAUGGAGCAGACUGUGGCGUUUGCGGAAUCCUCGUUAUCAUCGGCCGGGAAACGGGAGGCGGAGCGCGCUGAGGGGCCGCGCUACGACAACAAAUGGCCCGUCCCAACGCCCUGCGCUGCCAUCGCUCCCGGAGAACCACUGCCCCAACGGCACGUUUCUCCGGACAUCCGCAGCCAGGAGGACGGGCUCCGGCUCCUCAGACGGACUCAACAACUGAACAGUGCCCGCCGCCAAGUCCUCCGGAGUUCCAUCCACAUUAUGUUUCCGGAUGAGGACUUGGUCCGUGUCCCGGUAGGAUUCCUGCCGCCACCAUACUGCGACCACCCCGUCACAGUGCUGUUCAUCGGGGACUCCAUCAGCACGCCGGACGACCUCACCAUCAUCCCGGAGGUCGUCUGCUUCGAGCCAGGGGCAGAGCUCAACGUCUCCGUGCCCUGCGUGGGAUUUUUAGUCUGGGCCACUGCGGAGCGCACCUCCCCACCGCUUAAUUGGAAAACUGAUACACCGGUGUGGGUGGACCAGUGGCCCUUGCCAAUCGAAAAACUUACUGCGCUCAACGAACUAGUAGAGGAGCAGGUGCGCCUGGGGCAUUUAAUACCUUCCACCAGCCCCUGGAACACACCUGUCUUUGUUAUUAAAAAGCCCGGCAGAGACAGGUGGCGCCUGCUCCAAGACCUACGCAGGGUUAAUGAUGUUAUUGAGGAUAUGGGGCCCUUGCAACCAGGCCUUCCCUCUCCCUCUAUGCUGCCCCGGGAUUGGCAGCUCGCAAUCCUUGAUAUCAAGGAUUGUUUCUUCAACAUCCCGUUAUACCCCGGGGAUGCUCCCAGGUUCGCGUUUUCGGUUCCUUCUCUCAACCGAGGUGAGCCGUACAAACGGUAUCAAUGGACUACUCUGCCACAGGGAAUGAAGAAUUCUCCGGUGCUCUGCCAAACCUUUGUGGCACAGGUCCUUUCCCCAGUUCGUCGCCUUUUCCCAGAGGCCAUCAUCCUUCACUAUAUGGAUGAUAUUUUGAUUUGUGCUGCUAGCUCAACAUACCUACAAGCAGCCUUGGACAGGACCAUUAAAGCCAUUAAAGAUGCGGGGUUUCAAAUCGCAGAAGACAAGAUCCAGCUGUCGUCCCCCUGGAAAUACCUGGGCUUCCUAAUUACGGGAAGGACCGUCGCGCCCCAGUCUCUUGUUAUCAAGGACGACCCACAGACCCUGCGGGAUUUGCAGCAGCUUUGCGGUACCAUCACCUGGAUUCGACCUCUCCUGGGACUCACCACAGAGGAGCUGUCGCCACUUUUCCACCUGCUGAAAGGCGACGGCGACCUGGCAUCCCCACGACAUCUCACACCGGAUGCCCGUGAGGCCUUGGAGAGAGUCGCAGCUGCUAUCAAGUCCCGCCAGGCGCAUCGGGUCGCGCGGUCCCUCCCAAUCCAGUGUGCCAUCCUGGACUUUGGUCCACCCAGAAUGGCAGUCGCAGCAGCCAGAACACCCUGCAGCCUCAGCGUCAGAGCAGCCCUAGGCCUUGCUCAGUGCAGGAUGCUCAGUGCAUCCUCUUGGUUAAGGCACGUGUCAGUGGGCAGCUGCACACUGACAAGAGCCUUGUUUUCUUGUGUUGGAGUGAAUCUGCGCAGCAGUGCUACAAUGAUUGAGCAAUUUGCUGCUGCAUUUGUCACUGUUUACGGCGUUUCUUAUUCUGCCUAUUACCUGACUAACCUGGCACGUCACGUGAAGCAUGUAUUCAGUGGUGCUGAUGCUAAGACGACAGAAGCAGCAGCAGUCUCCGCCCCGGCUCCCUCUGCUCCUGGAGAAGAAGCCAAAGAGGAGCAAAAGGAGCAAGACGACCACGAGCCUGCAGCUGUGGUCACAGCAGAGCCUGAUGCUUCCAAGGGAAUCCUUCCAGAGAAAGAGCAGGAACAGAUUGUGUUAUCAGAGAUGCCAUGCCAGACUCAGGGAGAGCUGAGAGCCCGAGAGCAGGAAGAGCAGCUCAGGCAGCAGGUGGAAGAGCCACAGGAGAAUGGCCAGAAUAUCAAGGCAGAGCCACAAGCAGAGCUGCCCGAAGCUCAGAGUGCCAUCACAGAAGUGAAGAAGAGGAACCAGGAAGAGACGAGAAGAAUUCAAGAGGAGAUGAAUCUCCAUCAGCAGAGGGGCGAUCAACAAAACCAGGUGAGUGAAAGAGUGGCAGCCACUCCACUCAUGAAACAUCCUCUCUCUUGUAUUUUAGAGAACUUGAAGGAACAGCUGGACACAGACUUUCAGAAAGCUCACGCUAAGAUCAAGGCAAGGGAGAAGAGGCAGGAGGAAGAAAUGAAAAUCAUCAGAGAAAAAUUUAAUCCCCUCCCUCAGGCUCUACAAAAGCAAGUGGCCAUAAAGAAAAUAAAUCUCCAAGAACUGAGGAAGAAGGAACUAAGAGUCUAUGAACUCAUGGUCAUGAAGACAAAUAUGAAUCCCAAUCUGGUCAACUAUUUAGACAGCUACCGUGUGGAUGGGCAGCUCUGGCUGGUCAUGGAGUACAUGGAUGGAGGCACUCUGAGCGAUGUCAUCAGCGAGACCUACCUGUCUGAAGACGAGAUGGCAGCCAUCAGUUGGGAGUGCCUGCAAGGCCUGGAUUUUCUUCACUCGAACCAUGUGAUCCACCGAGAUGUGAAGAGCAGCAACAUCCUUCUCAGAACCGACGGCUCUGUCAAGCUGGCUGAUUCUGGCCUCUUUGCUCAGCUCACCCCUGAGCAGAGUCGACGGAGCUCAGUGGCCAGCACUUCUGGGUGGAUGGCGCCUGAAGUGGUGACAGGUCAACCAUGUGGCCCCAAAGUGGACAUAUGGUCUUUUGGAAUCAUGGGCAUCGAAAUGGUGGAACGAGAAGUUCCUUACUGGAAUGAAACUCCUGUUUCGCCUCAACUCCUGAUAGACAUACGAGGGACACCAAAGCUGCAGCAGCCCAACCGAUUCUCGCCUUGCCUGCGUGACUUCCUGAGCUGCUGCCUGCUGAGAAACGAGGCACAGCGCUGGUCAGCCAAGGAGCUCCUGCAGCAUCCAUUUGUAACACUUGCUGAGCCUGCGUCCUGCCUGGUGCCACUGAUUGUUUCAGUGAAGAAGAGGAAGGAGACAAGAAUGUGAUAAUCACAUCAGGACCAUUACCAUUGACUUAGAGUAGGAUUGUAGGUUAGGGUUAGGGUUAGGGUUAGGGUUAG